UCUCACUUGACGAGUAAGGCCGCGGCGUAUCACAAGUGACCUGAUCUGAAUAUUCUUCCCCGUACCGGUGGAAGGGCAAAGAUGGGGUUGUCAGCGAGUCAGAUACCUGAACCUCCCAAGAAAGACCUGCCCUUGUGGGAUGUGAAGCUGGGAGAACUGCCCAAAUGGGUGGGGCGGAGAGACAUCUCACCUACAGGGGUGUACUUCGCCUUUAAAAGAGCUGAGUUGAAGUUCCACAACAAGUACGUCCACGUGAGGCGUGGUGGCAUCGCGCCGUACGCCAUGAUGCUGACUGGAUACUGCAUCCUCAGCUACAUCUGGUCCUACGAUCACCUCAAGCAUGAUAUGAUGAGAAAGCAUCACUAACAACAGAAGACAGUAGCAGAUGAAUUUAGAGGAACUUUCACUUCCAGAGGAACUUUCACAUCCAACAUUACCAGUCAGCUUGUCCAGCUAGAUAUUUCCCUUGUAUGAGAGAAUUCAGUUGUAACAUGUUCUUGUGUGGAAAGGGAUCAUCAUUAAACUAAAUAUACAAACCCUGAGAA
This is a messenger RNA of Branchiostoma belcheri (Belcher's lancelet), 545 nucleotides long. RefSeq names its product ATP synthase subunit f, mitochondrial-like. The record is from RefSeq and is a predicted model, not a curated record. Gene Ontology annotation, molecular function: proton-transporting ATP synthase activity, rotational mechanism. Gene Ontology annotation, biological process: proton motive force-driven mitochondrial ATP synthesis. NCBI's taxonomy places the organism in Eukaryota, Metazoa, Chordata, Leptocardii, Amphioxiformes, Branchiostomatidae. Bases 82 to 366 code for a protein of 94 amino acids. The transcript has 4 exons.